CCAAUCAGCGACGUCGGGGGCGGGCCGGGGGUGCCCACGCCCGGGGCCCGCGGUCCUAGUGGCCAGAGCUCCCCGAGACGCGACACGGGGCUCGCGCGGACCCAGCGGGCGCCCGGGCCUCGAUCCCCUCCCAUCGCCGCCUUCUCCCCUCAGCCGGACCGGAACUAUGUGAUCCCGGAAGUUCCGGGGCCAUUGCUGUGUGGGAUAAACAGUAAUGGCGGAGGCUGCGGCUCCCGGAACAACAGCCACAACAUCAGGAGCAGGAGCGGCAGCGGCGGCGGUGGCAGCGGCCUCCCCCACCCCUAUCCCCACAGUCGCUGCCCCGUCCCCGGGGGCGGGAGGAGGGGGCGGUGGCAGCGACAGCAGCGGCGGCGGCUGGACCAAACAGGUCACCUGCAGGUAUUUUAUGCAUGGGGUUUGUAAGGAAGGAGAUAACUGUCGCUACUCGCAUGACCUCUCUGACAGUCCGUAUGGUGUAGUGUGCAAGUAUUUUCAACGUGGGUACUGUAUUUAUGGAGACCGCUGCAGAUAUGAACAUAGCAAGCCAUUGAAACAGGAAGAAGCGACUGCUACAGAUCUAAUUGCAAAACCUUCCCUUGCUGCUUCCUCAAGUCUCUCAUCCGUGGUUGGACCGCUUGUCGAAAUGAAUACAGGCGAAGCWGAGUCAAGAAAUUCAAACUAUCCAACAGUAGGAGCAGGUUCAGAGGACUGGGUGAAUGCCAUUGAGUUUGUUCCUGGGCAGCCCUACUGUGGACGUACUGCCCCUUCCUGCACUGAAGCACCCCUGCAGGGCUCAGUGACCAAGGAAGAAUCAGAGAAAGAGCAAACUGCAGUGGAAACUAAGAAGCAGCUUUGCCCCUAUGCUGCAGUGGGAGAGUGCCGCUAUGGGGAGAACUGUGUGUAUCUCCACGGAGACUCGUGUGACAUGUGUGGGCUGCAAGUCCUCCACCCGAUGGAUGCAGCCCAGAGGUCACAGCACAUCAAAUCUUGCAUUGAGGCCCACGAGAAGGACAUGGAGCUGUCUUUUGCUGUGCAGCGCAGCAAGGACAUGGUGUGUGGGAUCUGCAUGGAGGUGGUCUAUGAGAAAGCCAACCCCAGCGAGCGCCGCUUUGGGAUCCUCUCCAACUGCAACCACACCUACUGUCUCAAGUGUAUUCGCAAGUGGAGGAGUGCUAAGCAAUUUGAGAGCAAGAUCAUAAAGUCCUGCCCAGAAUGCCGGAUCACAUCUAACUUUGUCAUUCCAAGUGAGUACUGGGUGGAAGAGAAAGAAGAGAAGCAGAAACUCAUUCAGAAAUACAAGGAGGCAAUGAGCAACAAGGCGUGCAGGUAUUUUGAUGAAGGACGUGGGAGCUGUCCAUUUGGAGGGAACUGUUUUUACAAGCAUGCGUACCCUGAUGGCCGUAGAGAGGAGCCACAGAGACAGAAAGUGGGAACAUCAAGCAGAUACCGGGCCCAACGAAGGAACCACUUCUGGGAACUCAUUGAGGAAAGAGAGAACAGCAACCCCUUUGACAACGAUGAAGAGGAGGUUGUCACCUUUGAGCUGGGCGAGAUGUUGCUUAUGCUUUUGGCUGCAGGUGGGGACGACGAGCUGACAGACUCUGAGGACGAGUGGGACUUGUUUCACGAUGAGCUGGAAGAUUUUUAUGACUUGGACCUAUAGCAGCUUUGAGUGGCACGGGAACUGGUCUGCGAGCCUCAGACAGUAGCUGUCCCCUGUGCCGCGUGGCAGUGCGUGUUGCUCUCCUAGGCAGGCCUCUCCACUCCAGGUGCUGUCGUGAUCACUUACCCAGGGCCUGCUGCUCCCCUCCCCUUUCCCCAAGGAGUGUCUGUUUUCUCUGUUUCAAAAAGUUACAAAAAUAAAUCYUAAAGUUAGUUUUUUUGUAACAUGAAUUUAACUGUCAGACAGUUAGGGUAGGUUUGUUGCGUCUGUUUUCAGCCAGGUUGUAUCUAUGGACUUUCUGCACUCAUUUCCAGGACCCUAGGUUCAAGAGCAAAAGCACCAGCCGUGCUUUGGGGUCCAAGAGUAGGGGUGAYGGGUGAAGGCACCUAAGCUGGCUGGCAAGUAGCCUUCUGCAGACKUAGGAGGUAGGUCCUUGAGGUUUCUGGUAAAAUGUGCACAUCUGUUUUUAUAUCAGUUCCCUCCCCUAUAAUCCCCUCCACCACAUGCUUGUUCUGUGGUUUUGGUCUCUUGUUUAAUUGCACAUAAGGAGUACUACUGGGUAAAGAGAACCAGGUGUGAAUGUAUUGAUUUUAGCAUGCUAGGAACAUUUGAAAGAACACACAUGAAAGAUAAGUGGCACACCAUCAGUGCAGGAUUGGCAGUWGACUCCCAAGGACUUGGUGUGAGCAUGAGCUUCCUGUCCCUGCAUAGAUAAAGUAUUUUUAGCCUUAGUGGACAAACUUGGUUUAGUGGUUUCAGCCUCAUGUGGCAGGUAGAUCUUAAAGGGCAAAGCAGUGUGUUGGAGAUAGUUGCUAUAGCAGCUCUAGCUCUGUCUAUAUGCUAGAGGAAUGGGGUCAGCCAUAGUGGAUAAAUGACUGGUUAUCCCAUGUAUCAACACAGACUGGGUCUUGGGUGCACAGUUUUAUUUAAUGUUUCAUGGUGUAGCCUUUCCAGUCCAGGUACUUUUGGAAAAACUUUUGUCCUCUGUUUGAGGGGUUCUGUUGUCAGGUUUUUGUGUUUGUUUUUGUGGGUAUUGCCUCUUUCCACCCCUGAGCUUUGCAGGUAGAUGGAAGUCAUUCAAAACUAUGUUCUAAGGUGUUUAUUGUAGUGGAGUGAUUGGUUUKCAGUAAUAAGUCACACUUUUUUUCCACUAAAGGGGAGGGCGUGGUAAUCCACAAGACAAGCUGAAGUUAAGUUGUUAGAAGAAUUCCUUGAUGGGAAAGUUUACCUUUGCAUUUUGUUGCUUUGUUUCCUGAAAAUAACUUGGGAGAUGCUCCUGAUUUGUCCAUCUACUGCUUUGGUUCCUUGGAUCCCACUCAUUCUUUCACUUUAAGAAAAAACAAGUAAUUGUUGCAGAGGUCUCUGUAUUUUGCAGCUGCCCUUUUGUAAGAAGCACUUUUCCCAAAUAAAACAAUUAAAAAAAAAAGUUGGC
Urocitellus parryii (Arctic ground squirrel) is the source of this 3095-nucleotide messenger RNA. It is a transcript of the gene Mkrn1, whose product is annotated as makorin ring finger protein 1. Lineage: Eukaryota; Metazoa; Chordata; Mammalia; Rodentia; Sciuridae. Gene Ontology annotation, biological process: protein polyubiquitination. Gene Ontology annotation, molecular function: ubiquitin protein ligase activity; metal ion binding. The record is from RefSeq and is a predicted model, not a curated record.